UACUGUAUUUUGAAGAUGAUUAAUAUCAAUAAUUAUAAUAAAAUUCACUCUUAAAAACGAAUUCGUUCAGAAGAAUUCUUAAAAACAUAAAUAUUUAAGAGCAAAAAGUAAAAAGAUAGAUACAUACAGCAAAUCUAAAACUAAUCUAUUUUAACUUACUGUAUCUCUCUCUCUCUCUCUCUCUCUCUCUCUGCAUACAGUCACAUAUAAUCUAUAAUUACUAAGACCCAUCCCAAUGACAUACCUUGUAAAAAGAGCCAGAGUCAUUACUAUAUUUUGAGUAACCAAGCUGAUGUUUGGGGAAAGGGAGACUUUUCUAUAUGUAUUAAAAAGUCUAAUUACGUUAGGUAGGUCAUGCUCCUCAUAGUUCACUGAAUAGUUAGUUGCACGCGGGCUGACCCAUUGCUUUCCCCGUAAAAGUGAAGAGUUAAAUCAGGUUGACUCUUUCUCCCUGCUCUGUAUGGUCGGAUACCAACCAAUGUCCUAUCAGUAUGUGCACAUCAAGAUCGCUUUUACCUUUUUGUGGACGAGGAGGGAUUCCUAGGAGUAUAAAACGAGUGCAGUAGUCCUCAGCUGCAUCCUGCUGACCCACGCGGAACCACCGGCAUCGGUUAACAGCUAUUCUAUCAACGGGGAGAACAAUGGAUUCGAGUAUAACAGCAAUAUUAUCAACAGUGCCUACAUACCUGGGAAAGAAGGUCAUAGAGAAAACAUGGACUUUUACGGUGGAGGAAAUACUGGACACUCGUUGACCAACAGCAGGAGCCAAGGAAACCUCGAUGAAAGUUUAAGGAGCAGCUCUUACAACGGAUUUUCACCCAGUUCCCAUAAUACUGGUUUCUCUACUACUUAUACUACUGCUGCCACUCAUGAUAAUCUUGCGUCGAGCUCUUAUUUCCCUAACAACGCUGCACAAUCCAGUUUUGAUAGUUAUAAUAAUAACAACAAUGCUGAUUCGGCUUUCGAGGCUUACACGCAAGGCAGCGAUCAAGCUGGAUCGGAUUUCAAUCAAUUCUCCGCUAACAAGCACAAGAAUCCUUCUUAUAUGAGAUUUUCCGAUAACAUAUCCGGUGCUACUAGCACAGGAAGCUAUCCAGAGACUUCAGAGGCUUCAUCUUUCAGAGGAGAUUAUUCUGGAGAUUCUUUUAGGAGUCACACAUCUCAAAAUACAGGAUUCAUAGACAGUGCUGACCCAGCUUUCAACAGAGAAGUUUCUAAUCUCUUCAACAGCCCUAGUACCGAUUAUUCGUACGGAAAGCAUAAAGAAAAUACUUUUGGAGGAAGUAACAAGUUCAUGACCGACAUCUACUCCAUGAAUCCUGAUACUCGCUACGUGCGAGGAAAUCACGGGAAUGUGGGUCGUGAUUAUACUUCUUCUAUGUUUUUGGCCAACUCUGGUCAAAGUAGCCCUUUCGGCAACGUUCGAGGAAGCGCUGGUGCUUAUGGAUCAGGAAAAUUCGGCAAGUAUAAUAAGCAUUUGGGUGAUUAUACCUCAAGUGCAGGUUUGAACUACCUUUCGAAGGAGCAAGACGUUGAUUACUUGCUCAGUAGUUAUGGUAAAGGCAGUGGAAAACUGGCCGCGAUUAAAGAAGGUAGACCAAGCAGUUAUGUUAGCCAAUCUUAUCUUGGCGGACCUUCGUACCUUAAUAAGAUUAUUGGAAGUUAUAAGAGUAAACCUAGCUUCAUGAAUUCAUAUCAUAGCAGUUCACCGAUUGGUUAUUCAUCGAUGUCUGGCUUACAUGGUAGUUCCAGUGGUAACAGUUAUGCAGAUAGUCCACCACUGAGAAGAUAUCGGAGCAACAGCUAUAUACCAGGGCAUGCUAGUCCAUAUCCCGGUUAUUAUUGAUACGUUAGAUAACCGCAUGGAAAGUAUGUUAUGUUAUGUUUUGUACAUAUUUAUUAUAUGAAAUAUUUAAUUUUAAUUAAAUACUGUUUGUGUUUGUUGUUUAAAAUAAAAUUAUUGUA
Messenger RNA from Bombus pyrosoma, 1965 nucleotides. RefSeq lists its product as uncharacterized. NCBI's taxonomy places the organism in Eukaryota, Metazoa, Arthropoda, Insecta, Hymenoptera, Apidae. The coding region runs from base 713 to 1846 and encodes 377 amino acids. The record is from RefSeq and is a predicted model, not a curated record. The transcript has 3 exons.